This is a messenger RNA of Alosa sapidissima (American shad), 4505 nucleotides long. RefSeq names its product cadherin 12, type 2a (N-cadherin 2) (gene cdh12a). The transcript is spliced from 12 exons. Gene Ontology annotation, cellular component: adherens junction; catenin complex; plasma membrane. Gene Ontology annotation, biological process: adherens junction organization; homophilic cell-cell adhesion; cell-cell junction assembly. Gene Ontology annotation, molecular function: calcium ion binding; cadherin binding. Lineage: Eukaryota; Metazoa; Chordata; Actinopteri; Clupeiformes; Clupeidae. The coding region runs from base 1521 to 3935 and encodes 804 amino acids. The record is from RefSeq and is a predicted model, not a curated record.
UCAUCCCUCAGUCCUAUCAAACAUUCCUCCAUGCUUCUCUGAAAUUCGGCAGGUGCGGAGCUAAGCCCAAAUGGAAUGCGAUUCCACUCAUAGAGGCCCCAGGGUGUGAUAAAGGCUGUGAGCGGCUUGCUGUCCUCAUUCAGGAAUCCUUGGUGAUACGCUUUCCCUUGAUCCAGCACGGAAAACCAUGCACUCCCACACAAACUGUCUAAGAGGUCCUGGAUUCUGGGUAUUGGGUGUCUAUCUGGUACAGAUUUCCGGUUUAGUUCUCUGUAAUCACAACAUAGUCGCAGUCCCCCAUCUUUCUUCCUUACCACAACCACUGGCGAAGAGUAUGGUGACCUUGACUUCCUGAUCCAUCCUCUGUUGAGCAAGUCUUGAACAUACUGUUUCACUUCCUGGUGUAGUGGCUUGGGUAUUGAUUUAUAUGUUCGCUGCACUGGUGCUGGAUCUUUGAGGGUGAUGCGCAUUUGUAGAGAGGGUAUGCAGCCAAUAUCAUAGUCGUCUCGAGCAAACACGUUACAUUCCUUUCUUAGUACCUGCUUCACUUUUUCUCUUUGUUCCUCUGUCAGGUGGUCUAGAGGUACUGGUGGGUCCCAUUCCUCAACAGGCAUUUGUUCCCCCACAGUAGUUUCCUAUCGCUUGACUGGCAGCUUAGUGCUAUGUACUUGAGGCUUGUUCUACUUUUCUUCUUCCCUGUCAGCUGGGUAGACCUCAUUUAAUGCUUCUAGGUAUCCCAAUGGAGUCCUCUUCUCCAGCAUAACCUCGUGUUUGGUGUCAUUGACGAUGGGAAUCAGUGUGCGACAUGAGUUACCUUUCCGUAGGGUUAUCAGCACUUCAUCCACACCGAUACCUUCUGGCCAGUUUAGUCUACGCUCAGGGAUGAACAGCAUCACUUUGUCGUUCUCUUGUGUCCUAGUGUGAAUGCGGCCAGGCACCAAGGUGAUCUGCCCUGGUGGAAGACGUACGCUUACCUUGCCAACCUUCACUGUCUUCGUUGACACGCUGCUACCAUCAUUUUCUACCACUUGUAUCAAUGUCUCAGCGCCUUCCCUAUUCAGGGAGAAAGCCAAGCUUAACACCUGCACCAACUGGCUUGCUGAAGCUGGCUCUCCACUCUCAGCACAAUGUCGAAUCACUUCUGCUAUGACAUUGUAGCCAAUGAUGGGCUCCUCAGCUACUCUUGGAUCAGGACAUGUAUGGGGACCUUUAACAGCCUUUGCGCUUUUGGUUCUCGUUCCAACUUAAACAUCACUUCCGCCCACCCACUGAACGGGAUUUCGGUUUGGUUUACAGCUUGCCCGCUCACCGUAGAGGACCCUAACAGCUCUGCUAAUGGUCUGACGGCUGUGUUUGGUGAUUCUCUUCAGCGAGCCACAAGCAUUCAAGCCACUCUGGAUGUUGGUUCAUCAAUGUCCUCCAGAAAUCCCCCACCAUCCGGCCUGGGAUCUACGGACCAUUUGUCUUACUGAGGCCCCUUUGGAAUUUAGCAGAGAAUCUCCCUCCUCAAAGAUCUUCCAAUGCUCACGGGGAACUGCUGGUUGCUGUUCCUCUGGUGUCUGUUGGACAAAGCCUUCGUCGCUCCCCUCCACUCUCCAUCCCACGGCAGGAUGGGGAAGGAGCACCACCGGAACCUGAGAAGACAUGGGUUCUCUGGAGCUCAAAGGGUCAAGAGAGGAUGGGUGUGGAACCAGUUUUUUGUUCUAGAAGAAUAUAUGGGUUCGGAACCUCAGUAUGUUGGGAAGCUCCACACAGACAUGGACAAAGGGGACAACCUGGUGAAGUACACCCUGUCUGGAGAAGGAGUGGGCUCCAUCUUCACCAUCGAGCCCACCACCGGAGACAUCCAUGCCUUAAGGAGCCUGGACCGGGAGGAGAAGCCUUACUACACGCUGCGGGCCCAGGCGGUGGACAUGCGCACCGGCCGGCCGCUGGAGCCCGAGUCCGAGUUCAUCAUCAAGGUGCAGGACAUCAACGACAACGAGCCCAAGUUCCUGGGUGGACCAUAUGCGGCCACUGUCCCGGAGAUGUCACCUGUAGGCACCUAUGUGACACAAGUGACAGCAAGUGAUGCCGAUGACCCCACCUAUGGACACAGUGCCAGGAUUGUGUACAGCAUCAUCCAUGGCCAACCAUACUUCUCAGUGGACUCAAAAACAGGGAUUAUAAAGACAGCUUUGCCAAACAUGGACCGAGAGGUAAAAGAAGUCUACCAGGUCCUCAUCCAAGCCAAGGACAUGGGAGGCCAGCUCGGGGGCCUGGCAGGGACCACUACCAUCAACAUCACCCUCAGUGACGUCAACGACAACCCCCCCAGAUUUACAAAGAGUAUCUUUCACCUGCGCAUCCCCGAGUCCUCCCCCAUUGGGUCAGCCGUGGGCAAGAUCGUAGCUCAUGACCUAGACGACGGCAAGAAUGCGCAAGUGGAGUACAGUAUCGUUCCAGGGGAUGGGGGCACCAUGUUUGACGUUGUCACCAACGAGCUCAACCAGGAAGGCACAGUGAUCCUCAAAAAGCGUCUGGACUAUGAGACUAGAAAGGCGUACACGUUUAAAGUGGAAGCUUCGAAUGUGCACUUGGACCCUCGCUUCCUGCACCAGGGGCCCUUUAAGGACACGGCGACAGUGAAGGUGAACGUGCUGGACGUGGAUGAGCCCCCGGUGUUCAGCAAGCCCCACUACAGCAUGGAGGCCUACGAGGACACACCUGUAGGGAUCAUAGUGGGCGCAGUGAGAGCUCAGGACAUGGACGUAGGCAACAGUCCAAUUAGGUACUCUAUUGACUGGAAGAGGGAUUUGGAGCAUGCAUUUGACAUUGACCCAGUGGAGGGACUUAUCACAGUCAGUGAGUUCCUGGACCGGGAGGCUGUGGCACGACACAACAUCACAGUUGUUGCAACUAAAGUUAACAAUCCACUUUUGUUUAGCAAGGUUGGUGUCACAAUUACCGUGUUGGAUGUCAACGAGUUUGCUCCAGAGCUUGUCAUUCCACCUGAGACCAUUGUUUGUGAAAGUGCCAAAGUAGGACAGGUGAUCCAGCUGGUCAGUGCACAGGAUAGAGAUCUGCCUGCAAUGGGUCAGAGGUUUUAUUUCAAAUCACUCAAAGAUGUCCGGAACAGGAACUUCACCGUACGGGACUUCGGAAACAACACGGCGGGCAUCGUGACCCGGCGCUCGGGCUUCCGGCGGCAGCAGCAGCGCUGGUACACGGUGGGCGUGGUGGUGGAGGACGGCGGCUUCCCGGUGCGGAGCAGCACGGCCACGCUCUCGGUGCAGGUGUGCUCGUGCGCCGGCGGCGGCGGCAGUGCCGGUGCGCUGGUGGCGUGCAGUGCCGAGGCCGUCUUCCUGCCAGUGGGCCUGAGCACUGGCGCCCUGGUGGCCAUCCUGCUGUGUGUAGUCAUACUGCUGGUGAUCGUGGUGCUCUACGUGGGCUUGAGACGGCACAAGGACAAGGAGGCUCUUAUGUCCUCUAAGGAGGACAUCCGGGACAACGUCAUCCACUAUGACGACGAGGGAGGCGGCGAAGAGGACACGCAUGCCUUCGACAUGGGAACACUCCGCAACCCCAAGGCCAUGAAAGAGCUGGCGCUGAGGAGGGACGUCCGGCCAGACGGACACUCUCUGACGGACCUGGCCCAUGCUGCAGCCGCCGCCGCCGAGGACAGCGAGGACAUCCGCUCGUACAUCCACCAGCGGCUCAUGGAGAACCACGUCAACGGCACGGCGCCGCCGUACGACUCGCUGGCCACGUAUGCGUACGAGGGCGAGGGCUCGGUGGCUGAGUCGCUCAGCUCCAUUGAGUCUUUGGCCCCUGACCCCGAGGAGGAGUUUAAGUGCAUCAGUGACUGGGGCCCACGCUUCAAAACACUGGCUGGCCUCUUCGGAGAUCAGGAUGCGCAGGCUGCACGGGUCAGCGAAAACAAUGAUUCCCACUGACCAAACCGCCAUGUUUGAGUUUUAUUUUGUAUUAUUAGUCCCUUUGUUUGUUUGUUUUUGGACAUUCAAGGAGCAUCUCGACGCUCAAGAAACACAACAAAAGCAAACAAAAUAAUAUGACAAAAUAGACUUUUUUUUGGUCCCUUUUUGUUAUCGCUCUCACUCUCUCUGUUUCUGUAAAUUGGGCAUCAUUGUAGUCUAGAGUGAGGGUCAGAUUCUGAAAUAUUGUAGACGUCGUCAUUCAUUAGUUGUUAAUGUUUUCAAAAAAAAAUGAGAUAGUAAGGUAUCUGUUUUUGCAAUUCUCACUAUCCCCUUUGAUAUCUCAUGAAGUGCCUCAGGAACAGUUGUUUUGUAAGUCUAUGCUUUGCUUCCUCAAUUUAGAAGCCCUGCAAGAUGUAGUACUGUUGUAUGUAGCAAACUCACAGUUUAUAGGGAACAACAGAUCUGUCAAAUGGAGAAAAAGGACACUGCGCUCAAUACUUCCUACCCAUCGAUUUGCCAAAUGCAUUUAAAUCACACAGUGGUAUGCAACUACUGUAUUUGUAAGUGAACAUUAAAUUGAAGUGGAAU